Ceraceosorus guamensis is the source of this 1854-nucleotide messenger RNA. RefSeq names its product putative endoplasmic reticulum insertion protein SEC61. The transcript has 6 exons. The coding region runs from base 125 to 1531 and encodes 468 amino acids. Gene Ontology annotation, biological process: post-translational protein targeting to membrane, translocation; SRP-dependent cotranslational protein targeting to membrane, translocation. NCBI's taxonomy places the organism in Eukaryota, Fungi, Basidiomycota, Exobasidiomycetes, Ceraceosorales, Ceraceosoraceae. Gene Ontology annotation, cellular component: membrane; Sec61 translocon complex. The record is from RefSeq and is a predicted model, not a curated record. Gene Ontology annotation, molecular function: transmembrane protein transporter activity; ribosome binding; signal sequence receptor activity.
ACCUCCGUAGCUCGCGAGAGGCUCGCCAGCAUCUGCUGCGCCAUCGACAUCAGCUCUCGGCACGUCACUCUUGACACUAGCGGUUCCUGAGAAGCUGGCAUAGCAGAGAGCAUCGUUGCCCAGCAUGAGUGGUUUCCGCUUUCUGUCGCUUGUGCGACCUUUCAUGUCGAUCUUGCCCGAGGUAUCAGCUCCAGAGCGCAAGGUACCAUUUCAGUCUCGUAUAGCGUGGACAGCUAUUGUCUUGGGAAUCUUCUUGGUCUCUUCCCAAAUUCCGCUUUACGGUAUCAUGUCAUCUGAUUCUUCGGAUCCGCUCUACUGGAUGCGUGUCAUUCUCGCCUCCAACAGAGGUACACUCAUGGAACUUGGCAUCUCACCCAUCGUCACGAGUGGUAUGAUCAUGCAGCUCUUGGCUGGUGCCAACUUGGUCGAGGUAGACUUCAGUCUCAAGGAAGAUCGCGCUCUUUUCGGCGGUGCUCAGAAGCUCUUUGCAAUGAUUAUCUCGCUUGGCCAAGCAACCGUGUACGUGCUGACGGGGCUGUAUGGCCAACCGGCGGACCUGGGAGCAGGUGUCUGCCUUUUGCUCAUCUUGCAGCUCGUUGUAGCCGGCCUAAUCGUCAUCCUCCUUGACGAGCUCUUGCAAAAAGGCUAUGGUCUGGGCUCUGGUAUCUCUCUUUUCAUCGCAACAAACAUUUGCGAGUCGAUUGUUUGGAAAGCCUUUUCACCCACUACCAUCAACACUGGGCGUGGUCCCGAAUUCGAGGGUGCUUUGGUCGCACUCUUCCACCUGCUCUUCACUUGGAACGAUAAGACUCGGGCACUCAAAGAGGCUUUCUAUCGCGAACGUCUUCCAAACGUCAUGAAUCUGGUGGCCACUCUGGUCGUCUUCUUGGUCGUGAUCUACCUCCAAGGUUUCCGCAUCGAAAUUCCAGUCAAGUCCAACCGAUUUAGAGGUCAAAGAGGAACGUACCCAGUGAAGCUCUUCUACACUUCCAACAUGCCCAUCAUGUUGGAGAGCGCGCUGACGUCCAACGUCUUCAUCAUCUCUCAAAUGCUCUUUUCCCGCUUUCCCAAGAAUUUGGGGGUGAAAUUGUUGGGAACUUGGGAACCCAUGGAAGAUUCACCUCAGCUGCACGCCAUCAGCGGUAUCUCUUACUACAUGUCUCCACCACACACCUUCAAGGAAGUCGUUGGAGAUCCUGUCCACACUGCGGUCUACAUCAUCUUUACCUGCACCGCUUGCGCCCUAUUUAGCAAAGCUUGGAUUGAAGUCAGCGGAAGUGGACCUAGAGAAGUCGCUAAGCAGCUCAAGGAGGCUCAAAUGGUCAUGGCUGGACACCGAGAGGGCGGUAUGUACAAGGAAUUGAAGCGCGUCAUUCCCAGCGCUGCUAUGCUCGGAGGCGCUACGAUUGGUGCUCUCUCCGUCGCUGCAGACCUCAUCGGAGCAUUCGGUAGCGGUACUGGAGUUCUCCUCGCAAGCACCACAAUCUUUGUGAGUCGAGCGAGACAGGCUGUCGUUGCGAUAUACCACUGAUCCAACUGUGCCACACUUUGCACUCGCCCGCACCUCGCAGUCUUACUUUGAGCUGGGUAUGCGCGAGAUGGGAGGAGCAGAAAUGGGCGCGAUGGGAGAUCUCAUUGGCUAAAUGUCUUGGUCUUUCGAUGGCCGCGGCGCCAAGCGGAGCUCAUUGUGUGCUGUCCUUGGGUAGGGACAGAAAGGGAAGGCAGAGCCUGCGCGAGGCUCUGCAGCACGUGAGGAGGUGCAUUGCGGUGUCAAUGAGCAGGUCGACGUCGCAGACCAAGAAGCCUAAGAGUCACUUGUAUUCAAGGGUGUCUCCCAAAGCUGCGGGCAAUUGU